AUGGACGCCAUAGCAAGUUCCAAUUUCUCUUCAAUUUCUCCAUUGAUAUUUGAUGGAGACAACUACCAAGUUUGGGCAGUUCGUAUGAAAGCUUAUAUGGAAGCUUUGGAUAUUUGGGAAGCAGUGGAAGAGAAUUAUGAAAUUCCUGCUCUUCCAGACAAUCCUACCAUGGCACAAAUCAAGGCGCAAAAAGAGAAGAAGACAAAGAAAUCCAAGGCAAAGGCAUGUCUGUUUGCUGUAGUCUCAUCUACUAUCUUCACUAGAAUUAUGACUCUGAGAUCAACAUAUGAGAUAUGGAAUUAUCUCAAGUCAGAAUUACUUGGUUUUGAGUUCAAGGACUCAAGAAUUGUAGAAAAAAUUCUUGUAUCAGUGCCUGAAAAAUUUGAGGCAUCUAUUUCUACCUUAGAAAAUACCAAAGAUUUGACUCAAAUCACUCUUGCAGAGAUACUCAAUGCUUUGCAAGCGCAGGAACAAAGAAGAGCCAUGAGGCAAGAAGGUGCUGUUGAAGGAGCCUUGCCAACGAAGCAUCAUGAGAACGGUAGGAACAAUAAUAAGAAGAAGUUUUUCAAGAAGAAUCAAAUUUCUACUAGAGAAUCUUCAGCUUACAACAAAGUAGGAGUCAAGAAGGGAUCCUAUCCUCCCUGUUCACAUUGCAAUAAACAGGGUCAUCCUCCUUUUAAAUGCUGA
Molecule: messenger RNA, 687 nt
Organism: Cucumis melo (muskmelon)
Lineage: Eukaryota; Viridiplantae; Streptophyta; Magnoliopsida; Cucurbitales; Cucurbitaceae
Exons: 2
Coding region: 1-687 (228 amino acids)
Source: RefSeq, a predicted model, not a curated record